This is a messenger RNA of Anopheles marshallii, 1503 nucleotides long. Its product is annotated as lachesin-like. Gene Ontology annotation, cellular component: neuron projection. The record is from RefSeq and is a predicted model, not a curated record. NCBI's taxonomy places the organism in Eukaryota, Metazoa, Arthropoda, Insecta, Diptera, Culicidae. The coding region runs from base 1 to 1503 and encodes 500 amino acids. The transcript has 11 exons.
AUGGUGCCCAACUGCACUGAACUGCAUCGAAUUGCACAGCACACCGCGGCGAGCGAGGGUGGUCGCAACAUGAUGACGUCCGGCUUGGGGAAAAGACCAGCUCUGCUACGAGUGAGAAUGGAAUUUCUCCAGUGGUCCACGAUAGCGCUGGUCAUUGUGGCGUGUGUACUGAAUGCAGCCCACAUCUCGGCCACUGCUCAGGGAGAACAAGAUGAAACGGUGGAGGAAACUAAUUCCUAUAUACUGGAUAAAGAUUUACCCAAGUUCGGAGAACCGAUUCAGAAUCUUACCGUACCGGUUGGUCGAGAAGCGGUACUGACCUGUGUCAUUAACAAUCUUCAAACAUACAAGGUGGCGUGGCUGCGUGUCGAUACGCAAACAAUACUGACGAUUCAAACGCAUGUCAUUACGAAAAAUCACCGCAUGACCAUCGCACAUGUUGAGGGCCGUGCCUGGGUAUUGCGCAUUCGCGAUGUCAAAGAAUCGGACAAGGGAUGGUACAUGUGCCAGGUCAACACCGAUCCGAUGCGUAAUCAGAUCGGCUACCUGAACGUUGUAGUGCCGCCCAACAUACUGGACUAUCCCACCAGCACCGAUAUGGUCGUGCGCGAGGGAAGCAACGUUACGCUGAAAUGUGCCGCUUCCGGUUCACCAACUCCUUCCAUCAUUUGGCGACGGGAAGGCAAUGAGCCUGUCAGCGCGGGCGCGACCAGCCUGAACAGCUCCACCUUUUCCAUUUCGCGAGUUAAUCGACUGCAUAUGGGGGCAUAUUUGUGCAUCGCAUCGAAUGGUAUCCCACCGUCGGUCAGCAAACGCGUCAUGUUGAUUGUCCAUUUUCCACCGAUGAUAUGGAUCCAAGAUCAGCUUGUUGGCGCCGCUCUAGGACAGCGUUUGACUCUCGAGUGUCAAUCGGAGGCUUACCCACGCUCUAUCAAUUACUGGAUGAAGAAUGACACCAUCAUAACGCAAGGCAAACACUUUGAACCUUCGAUUAAGGAGAUCAAUAGCUACAAGGUGGUAAUGAAGCUCACCAUCAAAGACAUCAACAUUGCCGACUUUGGAACGUACAAAUGCGUCGUAAAAAAUUCACUCGGUGAAACGGACGGUUCAAUUAAAGUGUAUCACAUUCCAUCUACUACUGCAAUGGCUACCAGUCCACCCCUAACGACAACCGUUACAACCACCACUGAAACAGUGUUUCGGAAAAAUUAUAAAAACAAAAUCUAUCGCCCACCGUUGGAUGAAUUUUCGUCAUCAUCCAAUAAAAUCAUGGGCGCAGGAGACAGUUCCGAAACGUGGAACAUCGAUGGAACGGUUGAGAAAGAUCGUGAUCAUCGAUACCGAGAGAACGGGGCCAGUUACAACGAGGAUCAACGGGAAAAGGAAGCUUUCGUUGAUACGGAAGGAAAUUCGCACGCCACUCUUCAUUGGGCACCUGCUGGAAUCGGUCUACUGAUCCGUGUCUGUUACACACUGUUCAUAGUCACGAUCACUGCCAGGUGA